CAUAGUCCGAUUGAUGCUGGAUGAUGAUGGCGAUCGUUUUCCCAGUGCCACCGCUGAGUAUUCUUUUGCGGGCCGUCGAGAGGAAAAGUAGAAAACACACUCUCUGCCCCGUGCGGGAUUUCGACGAGUCGUUAAUGCGCGGUGUCAAUAGUGGUACGGGACGGUUCUGACGUUCUAGCGUUUAUUGGGUACUUGUGCUUUUAUUUUUGUCGAAAGUGAAAUGUUCUUAGCGAUAAAUGGAACCAACAAUGUGACCUGAAAAAAAGAUUUGGCGAUGCUCAGUGAAUGUAUCGAUGGUGAUACUAAUGAUACCUUCGGUGAAGUUCGCUUUUUAUAAGAAGGAUAUCAACGCUGGUGAUAUUUUGGAGUAUAAAUAAAGAAGAAUAGUGUUUUGUACAUAUAAUUGCUGAACCAUUAAUUUGCUGAGAGAUUAACAAUACUGAAAAAUGAGUAUAAAAAUAUUGAUUGUUGUGGUUUUGCUGUCCCUGGUGAAGGCGGCGUCCAAAUAUUAUGACGGCCCGAUUCGGCCGUACGAGUUUGGCUUCAACAUCGAAGGUCACCAGCAUCGGAAAGAAUCGAAAGAUGAAAACGGCAUUAUCAUGGGCGAGUUCGGAUUCAUCACAGCCGACAACGUAUACCACGUGACAGUGUAUGCCACCGACGAAAAUGGUAAUUUCAAAAUAAUCAGUAUGAAGAACUAUAAAAUAGGACCCACUGCCGCACCUACAUUUGGUCCUGCUCCGCGGACACCGAUCAGAUCCAUCGGUGCGACAACCUCGACAACUCCGCAACCAUUUAGAAUAAUAACCACUGCCAGACCACUAACGACUGCCCAGCCAUCCGGGUUUGUCGCUUGUGGAGGGUGCAAAAUACCCGCAACAACGACUACCACCUCGAAACCGAUCCCAACAGAAGAUCCUCCACCUGAAAGCAGUACUCAGAUUGCUCCUCCUUUCAGGAUUGUGAACAAGAACGACAUAGAAAGUAUAACUACAACAACAGCCAGUACAUCACGAUCGGUUACAACAACCACUGCCACACUUUCUAGCAACCCAUCGAAAUCCGACCCUGCAGAAACUCCACAAAAGCUUGUAGAGAAGCAACAAAACACGAAAUCUUUCAAUUCUAAAGAGUCGACAAAAUCGUCUGAAACCCCCGACAAUAUGCAAACUCGUAGCAGACCAUCCCCUGCGCAAUCCCAGCAACAGCAGCAGCAACAGCAACAACAACAGCAGCAAACACGAACAUCGACAUCGUCAAACAUCGCCGCUGGCGAUGAUUACCGCCGUGAUGAUGAGAAAAAAUCAACAACUAACACGAAACCAUCGUCGAAUCAAUCGUCGACGCCGUCAGGUGGAUCUCAAAAAAGCUCCUCCCCGGCGACGAAGCUCGACCGGUUGAACACUGCCAACAUGAUGAUCCAACACAUUCUAAAUGGAUUACUGUACCGGUUUAACUACACCGUUGGCUACCACGGUCACCACGAGCAGGGUGACCGCAAGGGUAACAAAGAGGGUGGCUACUACACGAUCGGUCGGGAUGGUAUCCGGCGUGGUGUUUCCUACAAGGCGAACGAAUUCGGCUUCCAGCCACACAUCACUUUCGAGAAGGUCAGCCCCGAGGAAACGCCCCGUGAGGAAACGGAAAAACAGGCCGGACUGAAAGGGUUCGAUUUUAAGUGGUUCUGGGGCGAGUCAUGAGGAGAAAGUGAGAUCUAAGCACGUGAAUGAUUGCAGGUAGAUUAGCGUUGUACGUAAGCUGAAGAGCAAAAUACUCAAUUCGUUCCAAUUUAUGUGUAAAUAUUAGUAGAAAGUGUUCAUCAGUGAAGUCUACCAGACCAGCGAACGGACGAAUAUUACUUAGAGAAUCAAUUAAAGUAACAGCUGCAGCUAGGUCUAAAUUAUUUUGUUAUACUCUGAAACAUCUUUCUCAGUUCACGCAUUAUUUAAGGACUGUAAUCAAUACUUGAAAUAAAUACAAGAAUAAAUUUUUAAAUUCAAU
This is a messenger RNA of Wyeomyia smithii (pitcher-plant mosquito), 2001 nucleotides long. RefSeq names its product protein lethal(3)malignant blood neoplasm 1 (gene l(3)mbn). The transcript has 3 exons. NCBI's taxonomy places the organism in Eukaryota, Metazoa, Arthropoda, Insecta, Diptera, Culicidae. The record is from RefSeq and is a predicted model, not a curated record. The coding region runs from base 447 to 1700 and encodes 417 amino acids. Gene Ontology annotation, cellular component: chitin-based extracellular matrix. Gene Ontology annotation, molecular function: structural constituent of chitin-based larval cuticle.